Messenger RNA from Glycine soja, 1486 nucleotides. RefSeq names its product homeobox protein knotted-1-like 10. The coding region runs from base 326 to 1216 and encodes 296 amino acids. Gene Ontology annotation, molecular function: DNA-binding transcription factor activity, RNA polymerase II-specific; DNA binding. NCBI's taxonomy places the organism in Eukaryota, Viridiplantae, Streptophyta, Magnoliopsida, Fabales, Fabaceae. The transcript has 5 exons. Gene Ontology annotation, cellular component: nucleus. Gene Ontology annotation, biological process: regulation of DNA-templated transcription. The record is from RefSeq and is a predicted model, not a curated record.
ACACCUUAACCUUGUCAAAUCCAUUCAGAGCACUUGCCAUUUACACGCACACAACUCUCUUUCACUCUUCCCUCUCUCCUUUCCCCCACCUUUUAUUGGAAAAGAAAAAACAAGCUCUAGUCGCUUUCUCUCCCCCUUCUGCCUCAUCAACCCUUCCUUCUCAGUUCUCAGUUCACAGUUCAGAGUUCUGCUUACACCAAAUCUUCUUCUUGUUGGAUUCUUCAAAAGAAACCUGCAUGGUUUGCACUCUAUCUGUGCUAGAUCUUCUUUUUUUUUUCUUUUGUUUCAGUGGAGAGCAUAUAUAUAUAUAUACAGCUAGCUACGGAUGGAGGAUAUUUACAAGAUGAAUCCUCUUCUUUCAUGUUCCGGCGGGGAUGUUGUUAGGGAAGUUAACGUUAAUUCCGCUACUGGUGCUUCUGAAUUGAAUCUUGGACUGGUGGCUAACAACUUCUUUUCGGAUAUUUCGGAUCGGUUCAUCAAGUCCCAGAUCGCCACUCACCCUCUCUAUCCAAAUCUAGUAUCCGCUUACAUAGAAUGCCGAAAGGUUGGAGCACCACCAGAACUGGCUUCACUUCUUGAAGAAAUAGCCCGUGAAAGCUACCCAACGGAUGCUCUUCGUGAGAUAGGAGAUGAUCCUGAACUUGACGAAUUCAUGGAGUCAUACUGCGAAGUUCUUCAUAGAUACAAGCAGGAGUUGUCGAAGCCAUUCAACGAAGCGACCUUGUUUUUGUGCAGUAUCGAAUCACAACUCAGCAAUCUUUGCAAGGGAACACUGACAAUGCCAUUGGAUAACAACCACUCAGAUGAGGCCGCUGGAACAUCAGAGGAUGAAUUGAGUUGGGAGAAGGUGGAAGCAGUUGAAGGUCACGAAUCUUCUGGCCCACGUCCAGGUGAUCAAGAGCUUAAAGAAAUGCUCCUUCGUAAGUAUGGUGGUUAUCUUAGCAGCUUGAAAAAGGAAUUUCUUAAGAAAAGGAAAAAGGGUAAGCUACCAAAGGAUGCAAGGAUGGUACUCAUGGACUGGUGGAACACCCACUAUCGGUGGCCUUAUCCUACGGAGGAGGAGAAAGUGCAGCUAUCAGAAAUGACUGGACUUGAUCAAAAGCAGAUCAAUAAUUGGUUCAUCAAUCAAAGAAAACGGCAUUGGAAACCAUCAGAGGACAUGCGAUUUGCCAUUAUGGAUGGUGUAAGUGGCAGUGGCUUUGGAGGACCUAUCUAAUAUAUUUCUGGAGAUGGACCGUGUUGAUUCCUGCUACUUGUACCUUCCUGCUCGUGUGAUGUGUGUAUACGUUCUUUUCCACGAGAUAUGUAUUAAUUUUUUGAACCUGCAUUUGUAUGCUAAGUAAAUAGGUCCUUCAGCUUAUAUAUAUAUGCAAGAGUGUAAAAAACCUGUAGCUAAUAUACGCGACAGUGAUAAUCGAUCAAUGCUACUGAAUCAUUAUUUCAUGACAAUUUACAUUAUAGUAGUACUAUUGCUUAUUUUUUUAAA